CGUCAACGAAAUAAAAAGUAUUACAAACUAAAUAAAUCACAAUUAAUUCAGUAUACAGCUGCAUUUGUCGUUGGUUUGCUGCUGGUUUGCUUGGAAUGGUUCUCGUCGCCUGUUGAAGCUCGUUGGUGGGACGAAGAAUCAAAAUACAAGGUCAAUGAUGUCAAACAAGAUUUAGAGAGUGCUGUGCACGAAAUGCAAAGAACGCAACAGAUGCAAUAUCUGUCCAUAAAGAAACUCGAAGAAAGACUAAACAAACAGGAAGCUUUGACCUCUACACAAGCAAACAUAUCAAAAAUCAAUCAACGUAAGUUAGAGCAUCUGGAAAACACUGUGGCAGAACAGAAGAAAUUGAUCUUGGAGUUGUCAGAGAAAAAUAAUUUAAAAAAUGAUGCGGAUAUCCAUAAUUUGAUACACUCAACAAAUUCUACAGGAGAGAACAAAAAUAGAAAGGAUCUAACAAAAUCAUUCAUCUCUGGAAGCCAAAAAGCAUUCAUCGAGGGAGUGAUUUCACGACCAGAACGAGUUGUAGCAGCAGAUAACGGCGUAGCCUUUUAUGCAUAUUUGCCAAGAAAAGAACUACAUCCCGCACCAGGCCAUACCCUUAUUUUUCGGUCAGUUGUUACCAAUGCUGGCUUCCAUUAUAAUCAACACAAUGGAAUGUUUACAUCCCCUGGUAACGGAGUAUAUGUAUUCACAUGGACUAUUUCCGUAUGGGAUUUCCUUGGAACAGAACUGGUUGUCAACUCCUAUCCAGUUGGGGCAACGUACACAACUGGAAAGGAUGUAUUGGACAUAAGAACAACGACUGGGGUGGUUGUUGUAAUGCUCAAUCGAAAUGAUGUUGUUUAUGUGAGGGUUAAUGCUGAUUCAAGAGUAAGUCAUAAAGGAGAUAUUUGGAGCGACUUUUACUACAAAACUUCGUUUUGUGGUUGGAAACUGUUUUAAAUAUGGAGUCCAUGUACAUUGUAC
Molecule: messenger RNA, 969 nt
Organism: Saccostrea cuccullata (small rock oyster)
Lineage: Eukaryota; Metazoa; Mollusca; Bivalvia; Ostreida; Ostreidae
Exons: 3
Coding region: 193-945 (250 amino acids)
Molecular function (GO): protein binding
Source: RefSeq, a predicted model, not a curated record